AUGUCCGAUCGGACGAGUUUCGAUGAGAAACACAUCAAUGAAAAGGUCAUUGACUCACCGCCGAGUGAAAUAGACCAUGGAAUUGUUAAAGAUUGGGAUGAAGAGGAGUCGGCUGUGAGACGCAAAAUCGACUUCAUCCUCUUACCGACCCUGGCCCUCGCCUUCUUCUGUCUCCAGAUGGACCGAGGCAAUAUCAGCGCCGUUCUGACCUCGACUAUCACCAAAGACCUGAAUAUCACCACCAACCAGAUCAACAUCGGUACUCAAUUGCUCUCCGCCGGCAUCGUUCUCGCCGAGAUCCCUUCCAAUAUUAUCAUGCAACGAAUUGGGCCUCGUGUGUGGCUUUCAGGUCAACUCUUUGCCUGGGGGUUGGUCGCGACCUUCCAAGCGUUUGUUCAGUCAUAUCCUGCAUUCCUUGUCACUCGCAUCUUGCUGGGCUUCUGCGAGGGCGGUUUCAUUCCUGGUGCGCUAUACUACCUGUCCACCUGGUAUAAAAGGAGGAGGAGACCAAUGUUCGCCUCAGCGACAUCCAGCCUGAUUUCCGCUGGCCUGCUGCGCUUGUCCGGAACGCAUGGAAUGGAAGGAUGGAGAUGGAUCUUCCUGGUGGAGGGCCUUCUCACCCUAUUCAUCGGCAUCUUCUUCACGCUCCUCGUCCCACCAAAGGUAGGCGAUGGCCGGCCACUCAUCUCCUUUGGUCGUUGGAGCUACUUCACCGAGCGCGAAUCACACAUCAUUCGCAAUCGCGUCCUGCUGGAUGACCCACAAAAGGCACAAGGCCAUAUCCAGAUCACUUGGUCGGAUAUUAAAAACACCGUGAAACAGCCGCGAAUCAUGCAGCAUGUCUUCCUCACUCUUGUCUCCAUGUCCGGAUUCCAGGGUGUCACUCAAUAUACCCCCAGCAUGAUCAAGGCGCUUGGAUUCGAUUCCAUCAAGGCUAAUGCCUUGACCUCGGUCCCGGUGUAUUGCAGUAUCGUCUGGUUGACCAUUCUGUCGUUUGCCUCAGACUGGACUGGUCAUCGAGGACCCUUUGUGUUGAUUUCCAUUACUUGGAAUGUUAUUUCAUACGUCUGCCUGAAGACAGCGCCGUACACACUUGACAAGUGGCAUCGAUAUGGAGUGAUUGCGGUCGCCAAUGUCUCCUAUUGCAGCAUGCACAUUCUCAAUGUAGGCUGGCUGUCUAUCUACUGUCGCACCCCACAGGAGCGAAGCGUUGCCAUGGCCCUGGUGGUUAUGGCGGCCAAUUGUGCUGGUAUCUCCGGCUCUCAGAUCUUCCGCACCGCAGACGCGCCCAAGUACACGCACGGUCUGACGGCGAUCUGUGCAUUGGCUGGAGCAUCAUGGGGCCUCGCGGCCAUUCUUGGUGCGCAGUAUUAUAUUCGGCGGCGUAAGGCGAGCGGAAAUCAAGUAUGA
This is a messenger RNA of Penicillium manginii, 1410 nucleotides long. RefSeq lists its product as uncharacterized. Gene Ontology annotation, molecular function: transmembrane transporter activity. The transcript has 8 exons. Gene Ontology annotation, biological process: transmembrane transport. Gene Ontology annotation, cellular component: membrane. NCBI's taxonomy places the organism in Eukaryota, Fungi, Ascomycota, Eurotiomycetes, Eurotiales, Aspergillaceae. Bases 1 to 1410 code for a protein of 469 amino acids. The record is from RefSeq and is a predicted model, not a curated record.